AGGGGAAUGUGUUUUGGCCAUUUUGGCGGCCUAAACCCCCCAUCUCCCCUACCCCCCGCGGGUUUUUCGCUUCUGAUUUGGAUAGAGGCUCGAAACUUCUACUUCAUAUUGCUUCUUAUCUAUGUUUUGUUAAGUUAUCGACGCCAUUUGAUGCUUAUGCAGCAGAGCUUUAGGAUUGUUCAUUGUUGCCGGUCUUAUGGUGUCUUGUCAUCGGUCUCAUGGUGUUCCAUAUGUUACUAUACUGGUUGGUCAGCUUGAUGGAUUUCGACGAGUAUGAUUAUUUAGAGAAAACGGUUGAAAAUCCCGAGGGUUACAAGGAUUCUUCUACUGUUGAUGAUCAUAGAAAAAGCUCAAAGCGUGGGGCUGAUGCAGAUGAACCCACUGUGGAGAACAGGACCAAGAGAGCGAAAUCUGAGGAAGAAAGUGGAGAUAGAUCGAAGCAUAGAAGCAGCAAAGAGAUUUAUGAGAGAAAUGGGAGGUCAAGGGAUCAUGACAGAGAGAGAGAGAAAGUACGGGAGCGUGACCGUGAUCGUGAUCGUGACCGUGAUGGUGAAAGGGAUAGGGAGAAGGAGAGAGAAAGGGAUAGGGAGAAGGAGAGAGAAAGGGAUAGGGAGAAGGAGAGAGAAAGGGAUAGGGAGAAGGAGAGAGAAAGAGAUAGGGAGAAGGAGAGAGAAAGAGAUAAGGAGAGAGAAAGGGUUAGGGAUAAGGAGAGAGAAAGGGAUAGGGAAAAGGACCGAGAAAGGGAUAGGGAAAAGGACAGAGAAAAGGAUAGGGAAAGAGAAAGAGAAAGAGAAAGGGAAAGAGAAAGGGACAGGGAAAAGGAGAAGGAGAAAGAGAAGGAGAAGGAGAAGGAGAGAGAAAGGGAGAGGGAUCGGGAAAGGGAACAGGAGAGGUCGCGUAGGAGCAGCAGUCGGUCGGGAAGGUAUGAGAGGGAGAGGGACCGAGGAAAGAGUAGAGACAUGGAGGAAAGAGAAAGAGAGAGAGAGAGGGAAAGAGAAAAAGAAAGGGAGCUCGAGUUAAGGGAGAGAGAGAUGAGGCGUCUCAAAGAAAAGAAAGAAGUGGUGGAACCAGAAGCUGAUCCAGAGCGCGAUCAGAGGACUGUCUUUGCUUACCAGAUGCCAUUGAAGGCGAAUGAGAGGGAUGUAUAUGAGUUUUUCUCAAGGGCAGGCAAGGUAAGGGAUGUUCGGCUGAUUAUGGACCGGAACUCCAGACGCUCAAAAGGAGUUGGGUAUAUCGAGUUUUAUGACGCCAUGUCAGUUCCUAUGGCAAUUGCUCUUUCUGGUCAGCUGCUUCUUGGUCAGCCUGUAAUGGUUAAGCCAUCUGAGGCCGAAAAGAAUCUUGUACAAUCAACAGCUUCUGCUGGGGGAGCAGCUGGUCUUGCUGGGGUGGCCAGAAAACUUUAUGUCGGGAAUCUACACUUCAACAUGACUGAGGAUCAGCUCCGACAGGUAUUUGAACCUUUUGGUCCCGUGGAGCUUGUUCAAUUACCCCUUGAUCUUGAGACAGGGCAGUGCAAAGGUUUUGGGUUUGUUCAGUUUGCUCAACUGGAGCAUGCAAAAGCUGCUCAAAGUUUGAAUGGGAAGCUGGAAAUUGCUGGCAGGGUUAUCAAGGUGUCUGCUGUGACAGAUCAUGUUGGAGGGCAGGAUGUAGUGGCAACAGCAGGUGACCUCGAUGAUGAUGAUGGUGGUGGCCUUUCUCUCAAUGCUCGCUCCAGAGCCCUACUCAUGCAGAAAUUGGAUCGUACUGGCACUGCCACGAGUAUAGCGGCUUCUCUCCCAACACCUGUACUGAAUGGUCCAGUUCUAAGUCAACCGACUGUAGGCCUUCCAAUGAUGGGACCUACUGGUGUUUUAGGUGCUCUCUCUGCAACAGCAGUCACUGCUCCUGUGGUUGACUCCCUUGGGGUCCCUAGCGAGUGCCUUUUACUUAAGAAUAUGUUUGAUCCAUCCACUGAGACUGAUCCAGAAUUUGAUUUGGAGAUAAAGGAGCAAGUUGCUGAUGAGUGUUCGAGAUUUGGCUCCGUGAAGCAUAUCCAUGUGGACAAAUACAAUCCAGGAGGCCAUGUAUAUUUGCGGUUUGACAGUGCAGCUUCAGCAAUUAAUGCACAACGUGGCUUGCAUGGCCGAUGGUUUGCACAGAAAAUGAUCUCCGCUACAUUCAUCCCCCCUCAGCAAUACGAGGCAAAGUUUUCGGGAGGCAUUUAAGGGGUUGCUGAGUUUCCACCAAGACAUCUCCAAUUGGGUAUCAGUUGCAAUUUGUAUUGAUCUAGCACCAGUUUAUAUAUAUGUAUAUCCUUAGAGGGCUGCAUAUGAUGAGCUUAAAAAACUACAGCCAAGACAGAAGAACCCAUAGGAACUGUACACAUUUGUGAAUGGUUGAUCUGCGGUAUUAUGGUGAGAGUUGGAUUUUAGUUGACCAGUGUUAUUUUGGUGAGAGUUGGCAGAAUAUCAGGUCUGGGGUUUUGUUUGGUUGGUGGAAAGAAUGACAAGUAUAAGAUGUUGAACCCAAGAAUAAUCUUGUCUUGGGUAAUGAUUGAUUCAUAGUAACACUAUUUUUAGUUUGGUUUUGACAACAGGUUUUCAUAUUCAACUAAAUGGAGUGCAUCUCAUUUUUGCUGCCUUAA
Amborella trichopoda is the source of this 2623-nucleotide messenger RNA. RefSeq lists its product as uncharacterized. The record is from RefSeq and is a predicted model, not a curated record. NCBI's taxonomy places the organism in Eukaryota, Viridiplantae, Streptophyta, Magnoliopsida, Amborellales, Amborellaceae. Gene Ontology annotation, molecular function: RNA binding. Gene Ontology annotation, cellular component: nucleus. Gene Ontology annotation, biological process: mRNA processing.